CGUCCCCCCCCCCCCCCUCUCCUGCGGGUAUCUUUUGUUUCUUCCUGUUGGAGAAGAUGGCCAGACUAGCCUUCAUCAUUCCAAGAACGCACCACCCUGCCGUGCAUGAUUAUCACUAUAUCACUUUUAGUGCGGGUCUCACUUUGCAUAAGCACCUAGUUAAUUCCCACUGCACGCCUCCCGUGCUCGCUGCGGGUGUGAUUGUCAAAGAUCGGAUCUCCAGGCCCUUGCCUCCUGUCAAAUCUAAGAUAAAUAUCCUCCUUGCUCUCCAUCCCCCCUCAGUUGCAGCAGUGGAUGCUAUCACAUCUUUUUUACGUUUCCUUUUGCCCAACUGUCAUUCAACCUUUUUUUUUCUUUUUCUUACUUCUUCCCCUCUUUUCGUUCCUUUGCCUAGGUACUUAAGGACUGCCCCCCUCGAUAGUCUUGUCUAAAGAAGGUUGGCAUCCUGUUCUAGGGAAGAGCUUCGAAAGAUACCCCAACGGCUAGAAGCUUUGAGAAUGGAAAAUACGGUUGUACCCAAUUACCUUCAGGAAUCCUCGUUAUUGGCGCCUGGUCUUUUAUACCCUGCCUUUUGCAUCACGUGUGUUCUGGUCUUCUUCUAUCGCAUUAAACGUCAACGGCGUGAGUGGUAUAGACCGCCAGGGAGGCAAAUGGAUUCGAAAUCUCUUCCCCCUGGCAAGUCUAGUGGCAAACAGCCAGCUGCCACUGCGGGUCAACACAUGUCUACCAGCGGGAACGUGACGGCCUCCCCCUUUCCCUCUGCUUGUGAUGUUUUACGGCCACUGUCCCAAACCACGUCGCUGCCUUCUAGUGGCCAUGUCGCAGCUACUGUCUUGGGACAAAAGAACCAUGAUCAGGCACAACCGCCUCGCCCCACUGGCACAUUACCUGCUGCCCACUCGCACUCGCUUUCCAAUCAGUCAUCGUCCACGGGUUCAGAAGCGACUAGACGCCCUAGUGACUCAUCUGAGGGUUCUGGAGAUGAAAGCCGACAGCACCCGGUUUCGCUCUCUGCGGCAGCUAGCCAGCCCAUUGAAGAAAGCCAACGACCAGCCCCCGGUACGCCAGACUCCAAUCGAAGACCGGUUCAAAAGAAUAAUGAGACGACCCAAAAUCUGUAUGAUGUAGAUACAGAUGGGGUCCGAACAUGGAAACGAUUGAUCGUCGAGUACAAUUGAUGGGGGAGGGGGGGGGGCGUCGUCGUCUGACUUUCUUUUCUUUUUUGUCCAUUCUUCUCUAAUGACGUCUGUUGAUUGGCCUUGAUGAUACAUGAUCUGGUAUAAGCGAAGGGCCACAAAAACUAGGGCCUUCAAAAUUUUUGGGUGGUGGUGUGCUUUUUCCCAUUGAACAUCUGUAUUUACUUUUUGACGAUCACCUAGUACCCAUAGUACUAACUAACGAUUUCCGCUGAGUUGAGCUGAAUAUGAUGCUUUUACCUUUU
This is a messenger RNA of Aspergillus wentii DTO 134E9, 1441 nucleotides long. RefSeq lists its product as uncharacterized. The transcript has a single exon. Lineage: Eukaryota; Fungi; Ascomycota; Eurotiomycetes; Eurotiales; Aspergillaceae. The record is from RefSeq and is a predicted model, not a curated record. Bases 498 to 1178 code for a protein of 226 amino acids.